AUGACGGCAAUGCCCUUCUUCACAAGUGUGGUCAGUAAUGGAGAUCAAUUACGACAGAACUCAGACCACCACCACCUUCUUGUCCGAACGACACACGUUUUCUUCCUCUCUGUCUCUUUCGCAUUCAAUUGCGCAGUCUCGAAUCUUGAUUCUAGAGCGCAGCGCCGCAGCGCCGGCGACCAUGGAAGACCCCAACGAUCCGGCGCCGCCGGACGUCCUCAGCGUCCUCGAGGCCCUCAAGAAGGCCUCCCACGACCUCCACUCCGACCCCAAGUCCUCCGCCGCCGCCGCCGCCCCGCCCGACUCCGGUUGCUCCCCGCCGUCAAGGCCCUCCUCGAGCUCGAGACCGAGUCCGACAGCCUCCUCUCCCGGGACCCCAACCUCUCCGCCCUCUCCGCCCACCUCUCCACCCUCCGCUCCCUCGUCUCCGCCCAGCCCAAGUCCCGCGGCCACGGCCUCGGCUCGUUCCUGGCCCGCCGGGCCUCCGCCCACUCCAUCUCCCGCGUCGCCGAGUCGAUCGAGUCCGAAAUCCAGGCGUGGAUCGACCGGGAGACCGUCGAGAAGCUGGUCGCGGGGCUCCGGGGGAAGGGGUGCGGGGACGAGGAGGAGCUGGUGCAGCUGCUGAGUCAGCUCGAGGCCCGAGUCCUGCGAGGGUUCGAAAGGGAACUGCAGGACUUGUUGCUGAGGUCGAGGCUCUUUGGGUUGCUGGAGACGGCUCUGUGUAAUCAAAAUUGCUCGAAGAGGAUCAGAGAGCACAUCGGUUUCGCAAUUGCGGCUCUGAUUCGGUUCAACAAGGACGUUUUCGUGGGCCAAGUGCUCAUGGGGGCGACAAUCCGGGCAUUGAUUACCAUGGCCUCUGCGCACUCCCUGAGGGUGCUCUGUUCCCUCAUCAAAUCGAUCAAGUCCCCGCUCGUCGACGAGAUCGAAUCGAACGGCCAAAUACCGAAAAUCAUAAAUUUCCUCAGCCACGAGGACCUGCAGGUCAAGGUGGUGGUCAUGGACUGCAUUCUCGAGAUUGGGUACUUUGGGCGGAAGGAGGCCAUCGAGGCCAUGAUCGAAGAAGGGCUAGUCAAGAAGCUCGUGGAGUUGCAGAGAUCGGAGUUGGGUGGCGAUUUGAUUGAUUUGGGAAGGUUCGAGGAGAGCGAGAUCGAGACCGAGAGCGUGACCAAUGCGGGCAAGAGCAAGACCAGGAGGUUCUUGGAGAGCCACCCGUUUGCGAGCUGUGUGGCUAGGUUCGCGGUCCAGCUCGAGGUCGGCGAAGGGCUGAGGGGCAGAGAGAAGAGGGCGUUCAAGCAGGAGAUACUGGCGAGAGUGAGGGAGGCGUCGGCAAACGAUGCCGAGGCCGCCACCAUUGUCGCCGAGGUCUUGUGGGGCUCUUCACCUUGAACAAAGGACAAGAUGUUUGUGGUGGUGUUCUUUAAGGAGGAGAGCAAGAAAGGUAAUUGAGGGGGUGCUCUGUGAUUCCAUGUUCGGUAGGGGUUAUGGCUCUUGUCUCGUGUCUUUGCCGCCGCCGCAGCCGCCGCAACCCCCACAUCUCGGCGCUGCAUGCUGCCGCCGGCAGCGGCGGCAGCGGCGUUGUAAUUAAUGUCUAUGGGUUCAGGUGGUGUAUAGGGGAAAGGGAAAUAGUUCAAUGGAUUCAAUCUUUAGUUAAAAAUUCAUACUUGGGGAAAACCCAAGAUUUGAUUUUUUUUUAAUUCAGGAGCAGUGACGAUCUAAUUUUCUUAA
Molecule: messenger RNA, 1725 nt
Organism: Eucalyptus grandis
Lineage: Eukaryota; Viridiplantae; Streptophyta; Magnoliopsida; Myrtales; Myrtaceae
Exons: 3
Coding region: 1-1386 (461 amino acids)
Source: RefSeq, a predicted model, not a curated record